Messenger RNA from Ruditapes philippinarum (Manila clam), 2243 nucleotides. Its product is annotated as fibropellin-1-like. The record is from RefSeq and is a predicted model, not a curated record. Bases 87 to 2132 code for a protein of 681 amino acids. Gene Ontology annotation, molecular function: calcium ion binding. Lineage: Eukaryota; Metazoa; Mollusca; Bivalvia; Venerida; Veneridae. The transcript has 17 exons.
UGAAAAGGUCAUAACCUACGUCAUUUACAGCCUUUGUUAUCUGCGGCUAAAGACUUAAACUUGUUGCCUCUGAAAGGAAGUGCAAGAUGAAAAAGAAAAAAAUGAAUGACGCAUUAUAUAUAUUGAUUUUGAUAGGCCUUGUCGCUUCGUCAGAAUCACUUCAAUGUUACAGCUGCUCAAAUGUUGCCAAUAUAGAUGGAUGCAAUGUCACAAGGUCGUGUUCAAUUGGUCAGUCCUGUUACCGCAAUGUGUCACUCGGGGAACAAAGUCUCGGCUGUGUUGACAAUAAGAGAUGUGAUUCACAUGCUGCAGUUUCUACAAUAGUUGGGCGAAGUGUUGUUUUUAGGAAAGCAUCAACGUGUUUCGAAUGCUGUUCCACUGAUCAUUGCAAUACCGCCCUAUGUCACAAUACCGACACUAAGGUGUGUAUGGAUGAUGAAUCUGUGGACUGUGCAAGAAUGAACUCUAUAUUCAGUAUAUGUAGUGAUAUUCCGCACGCACGAAGUGUAUGCCCAAGCUUUUGUGGACUAUGUAAUGUCGUUGACGGCAACUGGUCUUUAUGGUCAUCUUGGAGCACAUGUGAUGUUACCUGUGAAAACGGACACCAGACUAGAACCAGGACAUGCACAAAUCCAGCACCAAAGCAUGGCGGCCUCGAUUGUGUUGGAAGUGGAAGUGACACGAAAGGAUGCCACAAACAACAGUGUCCAGUUCAUGGUGGAUGGAGUGUAUGGUCACAGUGGGGUACAUGUUCAGUAACAUGUGGCAUGGGCUUGCAACGUCGUACAAGGACUUGCUCUAAUCCGCCUCCAAGUCUUGCUGGAAAUCAUUGUUUCGGAGACAGGUCUGAAACACAACUGUGUAUGCCAGCUCCUUGUGCAAACGGUGGUUGGAGUGACUGGACAUCAUGGAGUUCAUGCAGUGCAACUUGUGGUGGAGGAAUACGGUCUCAAACGAGGUCAUGCUCGAAUCCUCCUCCUUCACCUUAUGGUCAAUAUUGUCUUGGGUCACAUGACAGAGUUGAAUCAUGUGCAAAUAAUAACUGUGAAACGAAACACUGCGCAACCAAUCCUUGUGUACACGGUCAAUGUUUUGAAGUUCUUCACGAUUUCCUUUGCUCUUGUGACCAUGGCUUUGAGGGUCGUUACUGCAAUAGUUCUGCGAGUCAUUGCCAACCUGACCCAUGUAUCAAUGGCCCUUGUGUUGACAUGCUAAAUGAUUACACAUGUAACUGUUAUCAUGGUUUUGAAGGACGACAUUGCAACACUUCAAGUUCACCAUGCAAGUCAAACCCAUGUAAACAUGGUCAAUGUUAUGAAGGUAAAACCGGAUAUUAUUGUGCUUGUGAAGAUGGUUUUGGCGGAAAGCAAUGCGAUAUAUCGGACUAUUACUGUAAAUCAAAUCCGUGCAAAAAUGGCAUAUGCAUUUCUGGACAUUCUGAUUAUUCAUGUAACUGCAGUGAAGGAUUUUAUGGAAAACACUGUGACGUCACAAAUGCAACGGACUGUUAUGAUAUUAUGCAGAGGAAUAUAGCACGUAAGAAUGGUUUGUAUAACGUCACUUUAUGGAGAUCUAAAGAGCUGAAGGAAAUAUACUGUGACAUGGACUCAGGCUUGGGUGGAUGGACGGUUUUUCAAAAUCGAUUUGACGGUUCGGUCAAUUUCACCAAAAAUUUCAAAGAAUAUAUUCUCGGAUUUGGGAAUAAUACAGGAGAAUUUUGGCUAGGAUUAAAGUAUUUAGAGGAAAUGACUGCACAAGGAGCAACAGAACUUAGAAUAGAAUUGACAGCAGCGGACAACACAUAUGCUUACGAAAUAUUUCAAAACUUUCAUAUUGGUGAUCAUCCCGGAUACGAACUCCAUAUAGACAAAGGAACUGGAAAGGCAGGUGAUACAGGCACUGGACUAAGCUUUCACAAUGGAAAGCCGUUUUCUACAUAUGAUCAUGAUGAUUCGAAAAAUUGCGCAAAACAGUAUCAUGGUGGCUGGUGGUAUUAUAAUUGUGGAUAUGUAAACUUGAAUGGGCAAUAUUACACACCAGGAUCAAACCAUGGUUACCAAGCUAUUGUGUACUCUGAUUUCAAAGGCAUUGAAUCUUUACAAUCAACGAAAAUGAUGUUCAGACGAUUAUAAUGCUUAGUUUAAAACCGGCAACAACCUAUUUAUUAUAUGCUUUUUAAGUGGACAGUGAAAUUGUAUUUUAUAAUUUCACGGUAAAAUUAUGAAAAUAGCCGGACUAGAAAA